Ceratotherium simum simum (southern white rhinoceros) is the source of this 3972-nucleotide messenger RNA. NCBI's taxonomy places the organism in Eukaryota, Metazoa, Chordata, Mammalia, Perissodactyla, Rhinocerotidae. The record is from RefSeq and is a predicted model, not a curated record.
GGCGGGGCGCCUAGGAAGAGGAGAGAAAGAGCGUGAUGGAAGUAGUUAGGUGCCCAGAGCACGAGACCUUCUGCUUUCUGAAGACCGGCAUCCGCGAUGGCCCGAAUAAAGGAAAGAGCUUCUACGUGUGCCACGCAGACACGUGCGGCUUCGUCAGUCCCACCGACAUUCCUGUUUCUCAUUGUUUGUUGCAUGAGGACUUUGUGGUAGAGCUUCAGGGUUUGCUUCCACCACGGGGCAAGAAAGAAUACAGAUUGUUCUUCAGAUGCGUUAAAAGUAAGACAGAGGGGAAGCAAUGGUGUGGAAGUAUCCCGUGGCAGGAUCCUAAUUCCAAAGAACAUUCUGUGACCAAUAAGUCUCAGCAUGCAUCUAAGCCAUUUCAUUAUCCUUCCAGCCAGCAGAGAAACCCAUUCAAGGUACUUGACAAGAAUCAAGAACCAUCUCUCUGGAAACAGUUCGUCAAAGGUGAAGGUGAGGAAAAGAUGGCUGAUAAGAAGCAAGGGAAAAAGAAAGAUCUGCUCUUGGAUCAGAAGAAAGAACCGAAGCCUGAAUCUGACUGCUGGAUGGAGAAAGAUCUUGCAUCUGGCCCGGUGGUAAAGGAAAAACAAGCUACAGUUCAGGAGAAGCAGCAAGGGGAGAAAACAGAGUUUCAGGGUGAAGCAAAAGAGAUUGAAGAGACACACAAAAGAAACCUUUGUGAGAUGAAAUCCACACAGUGCCAAGAUAAUGAGCUUAGAAAACUAUCUGUGUCUCCUCACGAGAAAUCAGAUAGUGAGAGUCAUUAUGUCCAAAAUGAAUCAGAACCUCUGAGAGAACAGGAAACCAAGCCUGUGCCUCAAAUUGUUCAUAGCCAAAACCCAAUAAGCAAGCCCCAGGAAGGGGAACAGCUCAGCAAGCAGCACCCCAAGAGCUGGAAGGCUAGAGGAACAAAGGCAAAGGACUGCCCAAGCAUGCAGGCCAUCCAGAAGGGGCCAUUCCAGGGGCAUUUCCAGGUGCAGGUGGAGACUCGUGACAGGCCUGCUCCAAGAGGACCAGCUGCACAGUCUGCCCCACAGGCCGCAGGGCGUUCCCUGGGAGAGAGGCGAGGAGCUGACAUAAGCAGUGGUGAUAGUGAGGAAGAUGAUGUUGUUUUUGUUUCCUCUGAGCCAGGGAGCCCCUUACUUUUUGACUUGACUCCAGACUCGCAGAAGAAGGAGGACUUUAAAUUCUCUGGUCAAAGUGUGCGAAGAAAAGUAUCUCCAGCCUUAGGUGUUUCCAAGAAGGUAGAACCUUCAGACCCAGCAGCCCAACGUGUGUACCUCACAACACAACUGAAGCAGAAGAAGAGCACGCUGGCGUCGGUGAACAUCCAGGUUCUUCCAGACAAGGGUCAGAAGUUGUACAAGCAAAUUCAGGAGCUGGAGGAAGCCCUCGGUGCCCUCGCCCUCUCCCCUGAGCAAGGCGCUAAUGAGAAGAGUAACACUCAAGUUCCACAACAGAGUGACGUCACCCAGACUGCCACUGGCCCUCCCCACUUGGUGCCUCCCAAGCCCCUGCAGGGUCAGGAGCUCCAGCCUCUGGGUUCUCUAGGAGUAAAGGCUGCCUGCCAGGUAGCUGCUGGGGGAUCCAGCCAGUGCCAUGGAGGCCCUACACACCAAGAUUGCCUUCACACCGGGUGGAAAAUCACAAAGGAAGCCAUCGAUGCACUGCAUCGAUCACUUGAGUCGUGUCCCAGUGAGACAGCUGUGGCAGAGGAUCCGGCUGGAUUGAAGAUCCCUUUGCUCCCACACCAGAAGCAGGCAUUAGCCUGGUUACUAUGGCGGGAAAGUCAGAAGCCGCAAGGAGGAAUACUGGAAAGGAUUUCACAGGGAGCCUCUUUUCUAAAGUCGCUCACAUCUGAACCAAAGUCUUAUGUGUUGGUUUCUUUCCCCUUUCAAGACUCCUCUGAGUUUACUUCCCAUGGAACACUAAUUGUCUGUCCUGCUUCCCUGAUCCAUCAUUGGAAAAAUGAAGUAGAGAAAUGUGUGAGCAACAAGACACUAAGAGUGUGUCUCUAUCAUGGGCCAAACCGGGAUCAGCAUGCUCAAGUCCUCGCUACGUAUGACAUCGUGAUCACUACCUAUAGCCUUCUGGCCAAGGAGAUUCCCACAGCAAAAAAAGAUGGCGAGAUCCCAGGUGCAAACCUCAGUGUGGAGGGUAUCUCAACACCUUUGCUUCGAAUAGUCUGGGCUCGAAUCAUACUGGACGAAGCUCACAAUGUUAAGAAUCCCCGAGUACAGACUUCCAUAGCUGUGUGUAAGCUCCAAGCCCAUGCCCGUUGGGCUGUCACUGGAACCCCCAUUCAAAACAACUUGUUGGACAUGUAUUCACUGCUGAAAUUUCUCCGUUGUUCUCCAUUUGAUGAGUUCCAUCUGUGGAAGAGUCAGGUUGACAAUGGUUCUAAGAAAGGAGGAGAACGGUUAAGUAUUUUAACCAAGAGUCUUUUGCUGAGGAGAACAAAAGACCAGCUGGACUCCACCGGCAGGCCCUUGGUAAUCUCGUUUAUACCUGCCCCUCCGGGAUCCAGGGAAGGAGGAUGGUCAGCUCUGCAGUUCUAUCUAAAAAGACACGAAAGGGGGGACAAACAAUCUGGAAGAAGCCCUGAUAAUCCAUUCAGUAGAGUGGCCCAGGAGUUUAGGUCCCCUGGGCCUGGACACCCCGUGGAAGCAGACUUGCAGGGAUCCAGCACCGUCCACAUACUGUCACAGUUGCUGCGACUCCGGCAGUGUUGCUGUCAUCUUUCUCUGCUGAAGUCGGCCCUGGAUCCGGCGGAACUGAAGAGUGAAGGCCUGGUCGUCUCCCUGGAGGAGCAGCUCAGUGCUUUGACCCUGUCUGAACUCCGUGACUCAGAGCCGUCUUCCACUGUUUCCCUUAAUGGUGAAUGCUUCCAGGUGGAGCUCUUUGAAGACACGCGCGAGAGCACCAAGAUUUCGUCUCUAUUGGCAGAAUUGGAGGUAAUCCGAAGAAAUUCAGGGUCCCAAAAGAGCGUCAUUGUCUCUCAGUGGACCAGCAUGCUGAAAGUUGUAGCGUUGCACCUUAAGAAGCAUGGACUGACUUAUGCCACCAUUGAUGGCUCUGUCAACCCCAAACAGAGAAUGGACUUGGUAGAGGCAUUUAACAGCUCCAGGGGCCCUCAGGUUAUGCUAAUCUCUCUCUUGGCUGGAGGUGUUGGUCUAAACCUAAGUGGAGGAAACCAUCUUUUUCUUCUGGAUAUGCACUGGAAUCCAUCACUUGAAGAUCAAGCUUGUGACCGAAUUUACCGAGUCGGGCAGCAGAAAGAUGUUGUUAUACACAAAUUUAUUUGUGAGGAAACAGUGGAAGAGAAGAUCUUGCAGCUCCAAGAAAAAAAGAAAGAUUUGGCCAAGCAGGUUCUAUCAGGAUCUGGAAAAUCUGUCACCAAGCUCACCUUGGCUGACCUCAAAGUCCUUUUUGGCAUCUAACUUCCUGUUUAUAGGGCUCAGAAUACUGCCAUUGUUGGUUUGUGUUAGGAUCUGGUGAUAACAACCUAGCCAUAGUCCUUUGCUCUCUCCUUGGCAUUCCAUUUCACCAUCGGGCCUUAUGCCCUCCUCAGAAUGAGACAUAAUCUUGUCCCGAGAAUUGAGGAUCAGUUAUCAUGUUAACCAGUUGGUUAAGCAAUCAUGUUAAUCAACUUAUUUAAUGUGUGACAUAGAAACCAAAAAUUACUUCAGAUAAAAGAAAAUGCAAAAUUUAUAUAAUGUUAUAAACCAGUGUUACCUCAAGAAAAAAAAAAAGAAAAUGGUUUAGAGUUAGAUAAUUUUGGAAAAUAGUUCUGGGAGAGUUGUACAUAAGCUUCAGUAAAAGCUCAAAAAGCCCUCUGUUGCUUUCUCUUCUCAGCUAAUGGGGGACCCAGUGUUGUUACCUUUUCUAAUACAGGCCCCAUCCCGUCUCUUCGUUUCUCCUGCCAAUGAGGCUGCUCCUAUAACCAUCUCUUUA